AUGGGACUCCUCCCUUCCUCUUCCUUGCUCUUGAUUUCUUUACUUUCAACAGCAGUAGGAGUACUUGGCGGGUCGGCGACUACUCUGCCAGCUCCUGGUCAGCCUACGCGAACAGGAACGAUUGGAGGGUUCGAGCUUAUUGGGAACAGUCUUGUCAGCGCACAACAGAUAUUCCUUGCCACCCCGGACAAGGUCUUCUUUGUUGACAAGGUUGAAGGAAACCCAACACAGAUCAAUGGGCAUCCUGCCUGGGCGUCAGAAUGGGCACUUUCCUCCAAUAAUCAACGACCUAUGGAUGCCUUGACGAACACCUUCUGUGCCGGUGGCAAUGUACUGGGUAAUGGAACAUGGCUGAACGUUGGAGGAAAUCAAGCAAUCACCUAUGGUGGCCAGCCAGCAGCGAGUCAGACGGGAGGAGGUGCAUAUGACGAUCCAGACGGAAGACAAUCUGAAACGCUGGAAGAUGGUAGCGCCAUCAUUCUGGGUGGAUGUCGGAAUGGAGGAUACGUUAACGAUGCUCGCCAGGAUAACCCAACUUACGAGUUCUUCCCUCCGAAAGGAGAUCCCAUACUUUCUCCUAUUCUUCAAAAUACCCUUCCCGCUAAUCUCUUUCCUCUUACAUGGCUGCUCCCAUCUGGUCUUCUUCUAAUACAAUCCAACUGGGCUACGGUGACCCUGGACUACAAAUCAAACACCGAGACGCCGCUGGACGACAUUCCGGAUGCUGUCCGAGUGUACCCUGCAAGUGCCGGCAACAUUAUGCUCCCUCUUACCCCUGCCAACAACUAUACCGCAACCAUCCUUUUCUGUGGAGGAUCGAAUGUUCAGCCCUCUCAAUGGACACAAAAGAGUUUCAUUGUUCCAAGCUAUCCAGCAUCUGCGUCUUGUGUUAAGAUUACUCCUGACAUCUCAGGGAGCUACGUUCAAGAUGACGACCUACCAAUUGCGCGUUCAAUGGCCAAUUUUAUUGCCCUCCCUGACGGCAAGAUACUGAAUCUUAACGGUGCAAGCAUGGGUACUGCAGGGUAUGGCAAUGACUCCUGGGCAAUCGGGCAUUCAUACGCAACUAGCCCCGUGUUAACGCCUGCCAUUUAUGAUCCAGAGGCUGCCAACGGUACCAGGUGGUCAUCAGACGGCCUUCAAGCCAGCACAGUUCCCCGGAUGUACCACUCAUCUGCCACACUGUUACCUGACGGGUCUGUCAUGGUAUCUGGAUCGAACCCCAACCCCGAUUAUACCGUUGGUCCGGAUGUUGAAUAUCCUACAGAGUACCGAACGGAGAUAUUCUAUCCCCCUUACUACAACAAGAGGCGCCCACAGCCUAAAGGACUGUUGUCGCAAUACUCGUAUGGAGGCUCUUCGUUCGACGUUGUACUCGACUCGGAUGAUCUCUUUGGGGACGUCCAAAACCUCAACAAAACAAAGGUGGUUAUUAUUCGCACUGGAUUCUCAACCCAUGCCAUGAAUAUGGGCCAACGUUACGUUGAGUUGGCUUCAUCAUACACCGGCUUUGCGGCGAACAACACGGGGGUGUUGCAUGUAUCCCAACUGCCUCCCAAUCCAGCUAUCAUUGCUCCAGGCCCUGCGUUCAUUUUUGUUGUCGUCAACGGCGUCCCCUCGGUAGGACAGCAGGUCAUGCUGGGAUCCGGAUCCAUCGGGAAGCAGAAGAAGCUGACCGUCGCGGAUCUGCCGCCGACGAAUAUCGUACAAGGAUCGUCUGCCGCUGGUAGCUCAAACCAGGACUCCAAAAACUCGGCUGUUUCUGCAUAUGUGACUUCUGGUUGGCUGUAUGCCCUGUGCUGCGGGGUCGCUAUCUUGAUGGCAUCGGGACUAUAG
This is a messenger RNA of Psilocybe cubensis, 1836 nucleotides long. RefSeq lists its product as uncharacterized. The record is from RefSeq and is a predicted model, not a curated record. The coding region runs from base 1 to 1836 and encodes 611 amino acids. Lineage: Eukaryota; Fungi; Basidiomycota; Agaricomycetes; Agaricales; Agrocybaceae. The transcript has 10 exons.